Molecule: messenger RNA, 1146 nt
Organism: Cryptomeria japonica (Japanese cedar)
Lineage: Eukaryota; Viridiplantae; Streptophyta; Pinopsida; Cupressales; Cupressaceae
Product: putative UDP-rhamnose:rhamnosyltransferase 1
Exons: 3
Coding region: 1-1146 (381 amino acids)
Molecular function (GO): UDP-glycosyltransferase activity
Source: RefSeq, a predicted model, not a curated record
AUGAAGUAUUGUAAACCAAUUGAUAGGCAGCUUCAUGUGGUGAUGUUCCCUUGGUUUGCACAAGGCCAUAUAACACCCUUUCUAGACCUAGCCAAGAGCCUCCUCACUUCUGGACUUAGAAUUUCAUUCGUCUCAACUCCGGUUAACAUUGAAUGGAUUAAAAAGAAGAUAGUGCCUGGAAUUGAGCUAGUGGAGCUCCAACUGCCAUCUAUGGAGGGUCUGCCUGGGAGUGUUGAGUCCACGACAGGUUUAUCCGAGAUAGGAAGAACAGACUUAGUGCCGCUUCUCUUCCAAGCGAUAGAUCUUUGUGAGCUACCCUUUGGAGCGUUGUUGAAACUCCUUUCCUUAGAUUUUAUCAUAUUUGAUGCGGCACUAUGGUGGACUCCUUGGGUUGCUGACAAAAUGGGUAUUCCCACAAUAAAUUUCAUGGUAGUUGACAUGGUGGCCAUGAGUUUCGCAAUAGGACAGUAUAGGCAACGACUGCCCGAUAUCCCAACCGCCGAGGAUCUGACUAUACCACUACCCAGAUUCCCUCCAUUGGUCAUCCACUUGCGAACCUUUGAAGCCUGGAAGGAAAGAAGCACCGGGCAGUUCAUGUUUCCCAUUGGGAUUUCCAUGCAUAGCCUGCCUCCUUGGCCUGAUGCAAACCGUUGCUUGGCCUGGCUGGACAAGCAACCCACUCGUUCUGUCGUGUUUGCGUGCUUCGACAGUGAAUGCCCUCUCACCGCCCAAGAUCUCGCUGCUCUCCUGUUGGGGUUGGAGGAAAGUGAAAUUUCAUUCCUGUUAUUUCUUUUUCGCCAUGCAAGGGUUGAGUUGCACAGAGUGUCUGAGGAUUGCACCCAUGGUAGAGGACUCAUGGUUACAAACUGGGCACCUCAAUUGCACAUUUUAAACCAUCCUUCCACUGGAGCUUUCUUUUCACAUUGUUGGUGGAAUUCUGUGACAAAAGGCCUGAGGUUUGGAAUGCCUAUUGUUGCUAUUCCAAUCCAGUUCGACCAGCCUUUAUUUGCUCGGCUAAUUGUUCACGAAUUGAAGAUGGGAGUGGAGGUUAAAAGAAACAAAGAGGAUGGUUCUUUCACUAAGGAGGACGUAGCUAAAGCUGUCAUAGCUGUGAUGGUUGAUUGUUCAAGAAGUUAUAAUGGAUAG